Molecule: messenger RNA, 4572 nt
Organism: Clonostachys byssicola
Lineage: Eukaryota; Fungi; Ascomycota; Sordariomycetes; Hypocreales; Bionectriaceae
Source: the annotation of a GenBank genome assembly
AUGGAUCAUCUUGGUCUGACCAUUGCGGCCUUUGCCGUCUCGGUGCUAUCAGCCCUUCCCGCCGCCACGGCACUCAUCGUCCAGUUGCGGGAGGGAAAGCCUCGCAAUCGGUUCUACGAAGAUGCUGAUGGAACCGCUACCCCAGAGGCAUUGGCUCGCUUCUCUAAUCGGGGGGUUAAAGCUGCCAUCGUCUUCUUCUCCCUUUGUGGUGUUGGCUCUUCGACUGCCAUUUUGGUGCGCUCGUCCUUCAUUGAGCAGGGCAAUCAAUGGCUUCUUGAAUAUGGCUUCGUUAUUGGUGCUUGGGCUUCCAUCUUCUUACAUGGCGUCUGUAUCGCCGCUCAUCAUUCCUCCGUCAAAUCUCAUAUACUGGGGAUAUGGCUCUGGGUGUCAGCUUUGUCAUUGAUGGCCUCCUCAAUCGCAAGAUUGAUGCAGUUAUCGCCCAAACCCCACGGCCAUGUAAAUCCGCUGGCAAUGCUAGACGCGGUGAACAUCGUCGCUUCAUGUGUUGUGUGUCUUCUCAGUGUUAUGCUUCCAAGGAGGCCCGACGUGCUGCAUAAUGGCUGCAAAGUCGACAGACAGUCUACUGUGUCUUUUAUUAGCAAAUAUAGCUGGUCCUGGGUUGAGCCGCUCUUGCGCCUUGCCAUCGCCAAGGGUGAUCUUGACUAUGCAGACGUACCAGGACCCAAUCAUAGCUUGAGAGCUUCAGAGCUUCAGAAUAGUUGGAUUCGCUUUGGAUUCCAGUCCACCUCUCUCUUUGAAUCAAUUAUCUGGGCACACAAGGGGAAGAUCGCCUUGCUAUGGACAAUUUCGAGUCUCAAGGGCGCGAUGAGCAUUCUGCCGUAUUGGUCUAUGCUCAGCAUCAUCACCCUUCUGGAGAGCGACGAGAAUAGAAGCUCGUAUAUUAUUAGGUUGCUACUUCUGGUAGGCAUCAUGACAUUCACCAACCUUCUCGAUGCGUGGAUGGACGGCUGGGCAUACUGGUACUCAGUUGCCGACCUCUCCUUGCCCAUUAGGUCCCAGAUGGCAAGUCUCGUUUUCGACAAGUCAUUGCGCCGUAAAGAUGUCAAGACAGCUACCAAAGAGGCAGAAGAUAGGAGCGAGCGUGAGAGCAAGCCUCAAGCCGAGGAAACUGACGCGACGGACAAAGAAACUGUUCUCAAAUCUCGUCAGGCCAUUGUGAACCUUGUGGGCGUCGACCUAAAUCGCAUAUCACAGUUUCUACAGUUUCACUUUCUAAUCAUCAACGGGGUGGUCAAGCUCGCAUUGUUCUCCGUGUUUCUUGUCCGUCUCAUAGGCUGGAUACCGUUCAUCGCUGGAAUGCUGGCCUGGCUGCUGACGUUACCUGCUAAUGCCUGGUUCUCCAAGAAGGUCCUUGAGGAGUCUGAUUCGCUCAUGAAGCUUCGCGACAGGAAGCUUUCCAAAGUCAGCGAGGCGCUCCUGGGGAUGCGCCAGAUUAAGUUCUCCGCGUUGGAAGCCGAGUGGGAGCAGAGAAUAUCUGCUGCCAGGCAAGCAGAACUCCGGGCACUGUGGAGGUAUUUCCUCGCCGACAGCGCCGUGUUCGGUUGCUGGGCUGUCAGUCCCAUCUUACUGGCUGCAACCUGCCUCACGGUUUACGUCUUCAUCAACGGCCGAUUGACCCCUUCGGUGGCUUUCGUCAGCAUUGGAGUUUUCAACAGCCUCGAGAUAACCCUCGUCGCCCUCCCUGAGCUCAUCACUCUGGGUAUUGAGUCCUUCGUCUCCGCAAAACGGCUUGGAGCAUAUCUCAAUGGACCUGAAAGACGGGAUAUCUUGACCAACAGCCACACUGUAGGCUUUGAACGAGCUAUGAUUUCAUGGCCAACCGAGCAACGCAUAACUUCAGAGGAUCGCUUCACUCUUUCUGAACUCAACCUGUCGUUCCUUACGGGCGAGCUCUCCAUCAUUUCUGGCAAGACAGGCUCUGGGAAAAGUCUGCUCAUCUCUGCCUUGAUCGGAGAGGCAGACCUCAUUGAAGGGUUCAUUAACGUUCCGAAAAGGCCAGGUACGGCCUGUGAGGAAGAUGAGUAUCACCAAUAUGAUAGCUGGGUUAUUCCUGGGUCUGUAGCAUACAUUGGCCAGAACCCAUGGCUUGAAAAUGGUUCUCUCCGCGACAAUGUCCUUUUUGGUCUUCCUUUCCUCAAGAGCAGAUAUGACGCUGUGAUCGUAGCAUGUGCUUUGCGCGAUGACCUGACCAUUCUGCCAGAUGGCGAUAGCACCGAGCUUGGUGCCAAUGGAGUCAACCUCAGUGGUGGGCAAAAGUGGCGCGUAACACUCGCUCGUGCUAUUUACUCAAGGGCAGACAUCUUGAUUAUGGAUGAUGUCUUUUCUGCCGUCGAUACCCAUGUUGGUCGUUGGAUCCUCGACAAAUGCCUAACUGGGCCUCUCUGCCAAAGCCGAACUCGCAUACUGGUCACCCACGCCUCUGGACUAGUUCUCUCUGCAGCGAGCUAUAUUGUUGAACUUUCAGACGGCAGAGUUAAGUAUGCAGGACCUCCUCAUGAGCCACUUAUAUCAAGUGCUUCGUCAUCGGAUAGUGAGGAUAGCUAUAGUCCCAGUGCUACUGUUAUAGGAGAAGGUUCUGUUCUUGGCAACUUGGAGGAUGAACCGGCAACACCUUCUCCUUCAAUCCCUCCAGAAGACUCAAAGAAGUUCUUCCAGGAGGAAGUUCGCGAGAAGGGAACAGUGAAGUCGCGUAUUUACUUGACAUACCUCAAGAGCUGUGGUGGGAUGAUCAUGUGGUUUGUAUGGGCUGGCGUGUUCUUUUCACAUGAGAUCAGUAUUGUCGCUCGUGGAUGGUGGCUUCGUAUUUGGACGGCUGCUACAUCAAGCCAGACGAUCCAUCAAAAUGGUAACAUUCUCGGCGCCCUCGACUUCAUGCAACAGCAAACGAGCCCUCAAAGACUAAGUGAGCUUGCUGUUGAUGACAAAGUGUCGUAUUAUCUCUCCAUUUAUUUAUCGAUAUCUGUUGCCGCUUCAAUUCUCGCUCUGCUUCGAUUUUUCCUAGCGUAUGCCAUUGCGAUCAAGGGCAGCAAGGCCAUCUUCGACAGAAUGCUUUUCAGGGUGUUGCGUGCUCCUCUGCGAUGGCUCGACACCGUUCCAAUAGGAAGGGUGAUCAACCGUUUCACGGCUGAUAUGCAUACCAUCGACGAGCGCCUCAUGAUGAGCUGGGGUUUGUUCUAUAUGAGCGCCCUCCGACUGAUCGGUGUCUGCGUGGCUACUCUCUUUGCCUCUAGAAGUCUCAUCCUCCCGGCCUUGGUUCUGGUAGGAAUCGGCGCCAUAACUGGAGGGAGAUAUUUGACUGCCAGUCGACCUCUCAAACGGCUUGAGAGUAACGCCAAGUCGCCCGUAUUCGAACUCUUCAACACCACCCUUACAGGAAUUUCCACCAUCAGGGCUUUCCAACGCAGCCAGAGCUAUCUAACCCAGAUGCAGAACAACCUCGACAAAUGGGUCAUGACCUCAUUCUACCUCGCCCUUGCUAACAGAUGGAUGAGUUUCCGCAUGGCCCUAAUUGCCGCCGUUUUCUGCAUUGCUGUUGGGCUAGUGAUUGUCUUCAACCACUCCAUUGACGCAGCACUCGCAGGCUUCGCGCUGUCCUUCAUUCUGGACUUUUCAGAAAGCAUCCGAUACGCGAUUCGAUACUAUGGCGAUAUGGAACUUGACAUGAACGCAAUGGAGCGAGCUACCGAGUACAUGGAGCUGGACACUGAAGACCUCAGCGGCUACGAACCUCCAGCCGCGUGGCCACGGUCCGGUAACAUGGAGUUUUCCGGCUUAGAAGUGGCCUAUGCCGCUGACCUACCCAGCGUUCUAAGCAACUUGACGUUCUCUGUUGCCCACAAUGAGCGUGUAGGUGUCGUUGGGAGAACGGGAGCUGGCAAAUCAUCCCUGACCUUGGCGCUAUUCCGGUUCUUGGACACACGAGCGGGGAGCAUUAUCGUGGACGGCUUGGAUAUCUCCAAGAUUGCAGUUCAAACGUUGAGAUCAAGGCUUUCCAUCAUCCCUCAGGACCCUGUCCUAUUCUCAGGGACCGUUCGGUCAAACCUGGAUCCAUUUGGCCACCACACUGAUGAGGCGCUGUUUGAUGCUCUCAUCAAAGUACAACUCGUAGAUAGCGACUUGAUUGAAUACGGAGCCUCAAUUGCAUCCGCCUAUAAGAACGUAAAUAUCUUCCACGACCUGUCCAGCCCCAUCUCUGAAUCUGGCGGGAACCUCUCCCAGGGCCAGAGACAGCUUCUCUGCAUCGCCCGGGCCAUCGUCAACCGCCCCAAAAUCAUCGUGCUUGACGAGGCCACUUCGGCUGUGGAUGCGGCCACCGACACUCUCAUCCAGCAGAGCAUCCGUCAGGGAUUCGGCGAUAGCACACUCCUUGUUAUCGCUCACCGUCUGGGUACGGUCGCGGACUUUGACAAAAUUCUGGUUCUUGACAAGGGACGUAUGGCAGAAUUUGGCACUCCGCGAGAGUUGUGGGAAAAGGAGGGUAUCUUCCGUGGCAUGUGCGAGAACACAAGUGUAGGAGAAAAGGAAAAGCUUAAAGCAAGUAUUUUCUCCUAA